This is a messenger RNA of Paralichthys olivaceus (Japanese flounder), 924 nucleotides long. It is a transcript of the gene snx10b, whose product is annotated as sorting nexin 10b. Gene Ontology annotation, cellular component: endosome. Lineage: Eukaryota; Metazoa; Chordata; Actinopteri; Pleuronectiformes; Paralichthyidae. Gene Ontology annotation, biological process: vesicle organization; cilium assembly; intracellular protein transport. Gene Ontology annotation, molecular function: phosphatidylinositol phosphate binding. The record is from RefSeq and is a predicted model, not a curated record.
GACCAUUGUUUGAGAGUCUCUCCUGUCUUCUCCAUGCAGCAGGCGAUCAGUGUCUGGGUGCGAGACCCGCGGAUACAAAAGAAUGACUUCUGGCACGCCUACAUAGACUAUGAAAUUUGUUUACAAACCGACAGCGUCUACUUCACCAAGAAGAUCUCCACCGUGAGGAGGAGGUACAGCGAGUUUGUAUGGCUUAGGCAGAAACUACAAGCAAAUUCACUGCUAAUGGUUCAGCUUCCAGAGCUGCCCGGGAAGAAUCCCUUCUUCAACCUAAACAACGCCCGACAGAUCUCUGAGCGUAUGAAAGGGCUCCAGGAUUUUCUGAAACAGAUCCUGCAGAGCCCUCUGCUGUUGUCGGACAGCUGCUUGCACCUCUUCCUGCAGUCAAAGCUCAGUGUGUCCAAGAUCAAGGCCUGUGCUGCUGGAAAGACCCACUACUCUGUGGCCCAGGCAGUGCAGCGCUGCGGCCUGAGAAGAUUCCACUCCGAAGACGAUCUGCAGAAGGCCCUGAAGAUGUGCUGCGACUCUGACUCUGACAGCUCAGAUCCAGAGCCUCAGAUGAAAGAUUUGGAAAUAAACAAAGCAGCGAGUGCAGCUUCCCUCGACUUCAUGGGAAGCAGCCAGGAGGAAACCCUCAGCAUCUCAUCUGAAUCUACAUGAAAACAUCAUUCUCAUUCCUUGAGGAGGAAAGUUGGCUGUUACCCCCGUCAUACUGCACUUUUGGAAAUCUGUUUUGUUGUGUUCUUGUUUAUGCAUUUCUGUUCGAAACAUGUACGGUGACUAGCAACAAAAGAAUAUCCAAGAAGAGUUGUUUACCACUGUGUUCUGUCUGUGGUGGCAUCCAUUUGCCUGAAGAUGGCAGUGUUGCUACAUCCAUCUGUUUGUAACUGACUUGUAUUCACUUCAUAAACAAUCCUAACAAAG